Molecule: messenger RNA, 933 nt
Organism: Fonsecaea multimorphosa CBS 102226
Lineage: Eukaryota; Fungi; Ascomycota; Eurotiomycetes; Chaetothyriales; Herpotrichiellaceae
Exons: 1
Coding region: 1-933 (310 amino acids)
Biological process (GO): glycolytic process; gluconeogenesis; glycerol catabolic process
Cellular component (GO): cytosol
Molecular function (GO): triose-phosphate isomerase activity
Source: RefSeq, a predicted model, not a curated record
AUGUCCUCACCUCCCCAAACAUACCCGCGUCUCCCGCCCAAACUGAUCCUCACCUCGACAAAGGCCUACUUCUCCCCCUCGCGCACACUCACGUACCUCUCCAGCAUUCUCGACGGGGAGAAAAACCACAUCCUCCCCCUCCUCCAAAGACACCGGGAGGGCGUGCUGUUCGUGCUCAUCCCGGAUUUUCUCACCAUUUAUCCGUGCGCGCAGGCUCUCGCAUCUUGGUCGUCUUCUUCUUCUUUUCCACCACCGCAGGGAAACGAGCUGGACACAUCGUCGUCGUCGUCGUCGUCGUGGCCCAUCGCGCUGGGCGCACAGAACGUCUACCCUUCCACAACCUACGGCGCGUUCACGGGGGAGAUCACGGUCCCGGGACUCAAGGAACUAGGCUGCUCCAUCGUCGAGAUCAACCACGCCGAACGCCGUCGGUACCUGGGCGAGACCGACGCCACCGCCGCCGCAAAGGCCGCCGCCGUGUGCGCCUUGCACAUGGUUCCGCUCGUGUGUAUCGGCGAACUCGAAAAGCCCGACCUGAGAGGACCGUUCAGCCAGUCCGUAGGUGCCGCCAUGGCGCAGCUCCAUCCUCAGAUCCGGGCCGUCUUGACCGCCGUCCCGCAUGACGCGCCGGUCAUCUUCGCCUACGAGCCCGUCUGGGCCAUUGGCGCCGCGGAGCCCGCCGGUGUCGACUACGUCGGCCCCGUGGUGCAGGCCAUACGAGAGCUGGCCAGGCAGAUCGCGCCGCAGAGAACCGCCGAGGCGAAGGUGGUUUAUGGAGGCAGCGCCGGUCCGGGGCUGUGGAGUGGCAAGGCCAAUGGAGGAAACGGGCUGGGGAAAUGGGUCGAUGGCUUGUUUUUGGGGAGGUUCGCCCAUGAGAUCUCGGGUGUCAGAGGAGUUGUGGAGGAAGUUGUCGAAAGUCUAGAAUCAAGGUGA